AUGUCAACUGCCGAUACUAAUUCGUUAUCGACAAGUUUAACUAUAAACUAUUUUUACUCUCAACGUCAACCACUUUACGAGUCACUGGCAACUCUAACAAAAAAUAGUCAACCCUUAAACGAAGAUUCAAUUCGUUCGAGUAUUGAAUUGUUAUGUCAACAACAUUUAUGUAUUCCUAAUGUUUCAGAGAGAAUGGCUUUUGCUCAAUCGGAACAAAUAAGUGUUCUCUGGUCUCGUAAUAUGCAUGAGCUAUUCGAUUCGAUUGUGAAAUGGUCGGUUGAUUAUAUGGUGACAUUUUGUGUUUACGAUCGAUCUGGAGAGCAACGACACAUUAUUGAUUCGUUCAGAUCCGAUGCAAAGUUAAACGGUUUUCAGCGAUCUACAAUCGAAAUGAUGGUCGUCUUGGUAAUGCCGACAUUUUUUCCAUUUUCGAUGAUUUUACAAGCUGAGAACGCCCAUAGCACAGAUGUUACUAUGUUCCGUAAAUGUUCAAUUGAUUGUUUUGAUGAUAUAUCGAAUAAAAUUCUAGCGUAUAUGCUAAGUUUAAAUCCUUCAUUUCCUCAUUAUGUUGAACGUGAUAUGAUAGAUCAAGAAAAUUCAUGCAAAGUCGUGCAAACUAUCCAGGAAUUCGCUGACACUUAUCGAAGGUACAUACCACAAUCGUUCGUUUAUAAACGGGUUUAUAAAACUUAUAUAAAGUGUUUGCAUUCAUGUAUUGCUACCAGUCUGGCUUCUAUUGGCAAUGCUUAUAAGGGAAAACGCGAGUAUGCUGGUGCUUGGGAAUAUUAUUCAACAUGUCUUAGAAUGCAAGAAAAAUGUUUGCCCUCGGAUCACGCACAUAUUGCUAGAAGUCUGAAUAAUAUUGCAGGUGUGCGGACAAUUCAUUUCAAUCGAGCGUUAUCGAACAUUGAACUCGGUGAUUCGCUUAAAACGUCAGAGCAAGUCGAUGACCUUCGUAAAAUUUAUGAAAAAGGUGCUGCAGCUCUACUAACUAACCCGGACAAUAGCGAAUUCAAGCAAAAUGACCAGAAUGACGACGAAUUUAUUCUGCCAAUCACUGACGUCUCACCAGCUAUUGCAACCGAAUAUUUGAUCGAAAGUAACAACCAUUCAGCAUUAGAUGCUAGUGUCUUAUUCGACGUAGUUUUUCUCGGUGAUAAAACAAAAGCAAGUCGAGAUACAUUCAAUGAACUUCGACGUGCUGUACCUCAGUCGAAAUAUUUUGAUGAUGAAGAACAUUGUUUCGAGCAUAUUCGGCUGAAUAGAACGAUUCACUCUCUCGUUCUAACGGAAAAGUAUAACAUCUAUGAUAUAUUAAAAUCACUCCACGAUGAAACGACACUUCGCUCGAUAUAUAUAUUUGCUUCUGAACCGCGACGCUACCAACAAUUAUCAAAAUCGUAUCCGAAAGUCAUUUGUUCUUUAAGUCAGAAAGAAACACUGCUAAACCAGGUUCUAACUGAUUCGGCUUUGUAUUGUGAUGAAUUGGGUGAUAAGUAUCAGUGUCAAAAUAAUAAGACUAUGGCAUUAACAUUAUAUUAUUUUGCUGAAAGUUUGCAUGAUAUGAUUGAUAAUCAACUGAAACAGCGGAUAGUUUAG
Messenger RNA from Didymodactylos carnosus, 1599 nucleotides. The record is from the annotation of a GenBank genome assembly. Lineage: Eukaryota; Metazoa; Rotifera; Eurotatoria; Philodinida; Philodinidae.